Molecule: messenger RNA, 2281 nt
Organism: Onychomys torridus (southern grasshopper mouse)
Lineage: Eukaryota; Metazoa; Chordata; Mammalia; Rodentia; Cricetidae
Gene: Abhd14b
Product: abhydrolase domain containing 14B
Exons: 4
Coding region: 836-1492 (218 amino acids)
Cellular component (GO): cytoplasm
Source: RefSeq, a predicted model, not a curated record
CAGCGCUUGCGCCUUGCAAAGGACUCUGCCCCAAGCGGCAGGGACAAGGAUGGCCGGUCCCGGGACAACCUGCGGGCCUCCUUCCCGGGAGACACUCACCGCGCUAACAGGGGUGACGAGGCGGGGAUCCGGUGAGGCAGGGCCCGGCCGGGGCGGAGCCAACAUCCAAACAGCCCGGCGAAUCUGGUUCUGCCUCCAGCUUGGUAACCAGCCGGCCUAAGGCCGACCACCCCUGCGCGCUUGCGCAGUACGCAGCUGCAGGCCUUGCCUGGUUACCAAAGGAAGAUUUGGGGCGGUGCCCUAAGGCCCCGGGGCCCGCCUUUCCCGGCCCAGAUUUUUGGAAUUGUUAUUGGCCUGAGGCCUGAGAGCCUGUGGAGAGCCACCGGGUUCUUCACUUUUUAUCGUUUUGUUUUGCAAAAUGGAGUUUAAGAUAGGACUCACCGCAGGGGAUGUCGUAGGACUUAAGGACAGGUCAAGCCUCGGAACACCGAGGCCUUCUGGCCCCGAGGUCUCCUAGUGUAAAUGCCAGAUGAUGUUAUUAUACAGCAGCUCCAGGCCUCUGCCCAUUCCCCUGCCGGGUCAGAGCCUUCGGGGGACACCUAUUAUUGGUUAGCAACCUGUGAUCAACAUCUGGUCUACCCGAGGUUCAGGCCUUUGUGCUGCAACCAGGUUCGGGGCAGGGAGGCCAUGAAGGGCGCAAAAGGAUCACUACUUGUUGGUACUCUGCCAACGUUGGUAUUAACCAGACCCAUUCUUCAGGCUCGGAAAAUACUCCCAUGCCACCUGGCUGAACUUUGGCGGAGCCUUCCACGCUGAUAUGUAGGAUGUCAGCUUCAUGACAGGCAUAUCACAGUGGAGCAUGGCCAGUGUGGAGCAGCUCGAGGGCACCAUCCAGGUGCAGGGCCAGGGCCUCUUCUUCAGAGAGGCUCGACCUGGCAGUGGGCAGGCCGCUCGCUUCUCAGUACUGCUAUUACACGGCAUCCGCUUCUCCUCUGAGACCUGGCAGAAGUUGGGCACCCUGCAGAGGCUGGCUGAGGCUGGCUACAGGGCUGUGGCCAUUGACCUACCAGGUCUUGGGCGUUCCAAGGAAGCAGCAGCCCCUGCCCCUAUUGGGGAAUUGGCCCCUGGUAGCUUCCUAGCAGCUGUGGUGGAUGCCUUGGAACUGGGAACCCCAGUUGUGAUCAGUCCAUCAUUAAGUGGCAUGUAUGCACUGCCCUUCCUCGUGGCCCCUGGCUCCCAACUCCGGGGCUAUGUACCAGUGGCUCCCAUCUGCACAGACAAAAUCAAUGCUGCCGACUAUGCCAGUGUGAAGACUCCUGCUCUGAUUGUAUAUGGAGACCAGGACCCCAUGGGUUCCUCCAGCUUUCAACACCUGAAGCAGCUGCCUAACCACAGAGUGCUGGUCAUGGAAGGGGCAGGACAUCCCUGUUACCUGGACAAGCCUGCUGAGUGGCACACAGGGCUGCUGGAUUUCCUGCAGGGGCUAGCAUGAGACUCGGUCCUGAUGAUAGGGGUGACAGCCUGCCUACUCUGGGAUCUCUCACUGUCUUCUCCUGGUCUCUGGCUUGUGCCUCACCUGCAACAGGUCUGUCUGUACAUCUGUCUGGGUUUCUGACAUUUCUGAUUUUCUCUUGCAGUGACAGAUCCGAUCAAGGAGGUAAAAUCACGUGGAAAAAGUCUCAGAUUCAAGGGGAGAAAUCUGAUUGUGGGUAAUCCAUGAGCUUCUCCUACAGGCUUCCCUGCUUGGCUUUCACUGCCUUACUUUAUUUCCCUCCACCUCCUUCUUAGCAUUCAUACAUGUAGGCCACAGAUAACAUACAUGUAUGAAUGCUUGUUUAGAUCAUCCCACACCCAAACAGAACCCUUCCCUUGGGAGCACAUGGGUCCACAUGACUGGACUGAUACCCACAUUCUUGUGCAUCACGUGCUUGCACAGGUACAUGUGAAGGUACAGUUUCCUGUGAAGGCAGGUGGGAACCUCUUUAUGAGCCAGUCUUUGUAAGAGACCCACAUGCCAGGAGAAGGACGUGGCCAGCCUUCGAUUUCUCUCAUCCACACGUUGCAAUUGGUCCCAGACCAGAAUUGCCUCCUCUGAAAGGGAGGUGUACCCCUCUGCCUUUCAAAUAUCCCUGUUUUUCUCGUUCCCUUCUUCUUGGGGGCUGUACACCUCCCCGGGUCAUCAAGUCUGAAUCUCAGCCAAGCCUGUUUCCUGCUAUGAGGUUUGGGGGUGGGGCAGGAGGGGAGGCCGACUGCAGAGGCCCCUGAAAUAAAGUGAUGCUAU